Messenger RNA from Pseudoliparis swirei, 697 nucleotides. It is a transcript of the gene higd2a, whose product is annotated as HIG1 hypoxia inducible domain family, member 2A. The record is from RefSeq and is a predicted model, not a curated record. The coding region runs from base 16 to 366 and encodes 116 amino acids. Lineage: Eukaryota; Metazoa; Chordata; Actinopteri; Perciformes; Liparidae. Gene Ontology annotation, cellular component: mitochondrion. Gene Ontology annotation, biological process: mitochondrial respirasome assembly. The transcript is spliced from 2 exons.
UCGUUUCCGGUAAACAUGGCGGGGGAACCAGCGGUCACCGAGCUAACGCCUGCCGCGAAGUCGCCUGCCGCCUUCGCGCCGUUCGACUUCUCGCAGCCGCCGGACAUCGACGGCUUCAGCCGGCUGCCGGCCGACAGAGACGAGACCGUCAAGGAGAAGUUCCUGAGGAAGACGAAGGAGAACCCGUUCGUCCCGAUAGGUUGCUUGGGGACCGCGGGCGCUCUGGCUUUCGGUCUGCGUGCCUUCAACCAGGGGAAAACCCGGCAGUCCCAGCUGAUGAUGAGGGGCCGGAUCUUUGCUCAAGGCUUCACGGUCGUUGCCAUCAUAGCCGGCGUCUUCAUCACAGCUGUGAAAGCCAAACAAUGAAGAGGGACCGGUCCCACUGGACUGAUGACCUGUCCCGAGUUAUGUCUCCUACGUUGUUCAGGUGCCUCGGCUCGUGCCAACACUACUUAUUAUCUACGACACGUUGAUCACAUCUUUAUCUCCGGGCUCGGCCCGUGGAUCAGGAGAACCGCCAGAGCUCUACUUGUGUUGUGCAGACAGGACGGAGUAAAAUGAUGACUCAACAUUAAUGAUGUGCUUCUUGCUCUUCUGGAGGGUUGGGUUUCAAAUGUCCCCAUCCAAUGAUCGUCUGGCUGAUGAAAUAAACAUAAUCUGAAGCUGGUGUGCAGAGUGUAUUUCAGAUGAAGCUUCA